Messenger RNA from Daucus carota subsp. sativus, 1059 nucleotides. Its product is annotated as ubiquitin-like-conjugating enzyme ATG10. The coding region runs from base 132 to 836 and encodes 234 amino acids. Gene Ontology annotation, cellular component: intracellular anatomical structure. The transcript is spliced from 7 exons. Gene Ontology annotation, biological process: protein modification by small protein conjugation; protein lipidation; macroautophagy. The record is from RefSeq and is a predicted model, not a curated record. NCBI's taxonomy places the organism in Eukaryota, Viridiplantae, Streptophyta, Magnoliopsida, Apiales, Apiaceae. Gene Ontology annotation, molecular function: Atg12 transferase activity.
AAAACCUGAAUUAAUAGUAGAAACUAAAACAAGCAGUUCAAUCUAAAACAGCGUUGUUUCAAAACUGGGACGAACUCUUGCUGGUCGUUGUUCAGUUUACUUCCAUUACAAAAUUCGUAGGUUUUCUAGCAAUGGUAUUAGAAAGUGGAACUCUUACCAGCUCAUCAUCUUGGGUUGGAAGCAUUUCCCUGGAUGAAUUUCGUGUUGCUGCAUUAUCUUUUGCUGAAAGGUGGGAGAGAUGCAACUCUUCUUUUGUUCAGUGGUCUUGGGUUUGUCCCAAGAGGCUUGGUUUUGCAGCUGGUAAAGUAGAGGGAUAUCUAUGUCUUCAAAAUAUCCUAAUUCCUAGAGGCACUCAGGACAAUUGUUGUGAUGAAGCUAGUGCUAACAACAGCAAAGAGGAGCCCUGUUUUGAUGGCGAGGAUGAUCCAAUUGAUAAUGCUACUUUGGUCCAAAGCAGUGAUGGUGAAGCACAUUACUAUGACUUCCAUAUAGUGUACAGCAAUUCAUAUAGGGUUCCGGUGCUAUAUUUCCGCGGAUACUGCAUUGAUGGACAACCUCUUGUGUUGGAUGACAUUGAGAAAGAUCUCCCAGCUAACUCUUCCAAGAUUUUAACAGAAUCAAAGUGGACUUUCAUCACUCAAGAGGAGCACCCAUAUUUGAACAGACCCUGGUAUACAUUACAUCCUUGUGGCACCUGUGAGUGGAUGAAGUUGCUUUACGCCAACAAGGCUCCCAUGGUUAAAGGAGUGCCAGUAGAUCAAUAUAUAAUCUCAUGGUUUUCAGUGGUGGGGCAGGUGAUUGGUCUUAGAACUCCCUUAGAGAUGAUGCGAAGUUGAAGUGUUGAUAAUAUGUCUUCAAUGUAGAAAGAAGCUGAAUUUUAAUAUGUGAAUUAUCUCUUUUGACAAGUUCAGAUGUCGUAUAUACAUAUUUUUAUUGUAAGGGUAUAGUCUCCAGUAAUCUGGUAUUCUGCAAGUAGUUCUGUAAUGCAAGUUCUGUGAACGCCUCUGUACCAAACAUACCUUAUAUAGUAAUUUUUUUGAAAUGUAUAAUUUUGACAAA